Trichogramma pretiosum is the source of this 2138-nucleotide messenger RNA. RefSeq names its product glucosidase 2 subunit beta (gene GCS2beta). The coding region runs from base 221 to 1810 and encodes 529 amino acids. Gene Ontology annotation, molecular function: protein binding; calcium ion binding. Gene Ontology annotation, cellular component: glucosidase II complex. Gene Ontology annotation, biological process: N-glycan processing. The transcript has 4 exons. The record is from RefSeq and is a predicted model, not a curated record. Lineage: Eukaryota; Metazoa; Arthropoda; Insecta; Hymenoptera; Trichogrammatidae.
CUGUCGUUUACCUUACCUGCGGGCUGCGUGGCCGGCCACUUGCAGACUAUUGGCAAAGCUGCGUUUCUGCCGCACAUUGAAUUGGUGUCAGUGAGUGUCGUCGAGCCGCUCGAGAAAGAACAAGAAACAGAGAGAGAGAGAGAGAGAGAGAGCGAGGGACAUAUCGGUCCCUAAUUGUUUUGACCCACUGUGUGUAGCAACAAAAUUCGCGAGCAACAACAUGCAGACCCGGACGACUCUAACCUUGUUCUUGGCCUUCACCGCUGUUUGCCUGCUGGGCCACGUCGUAGCCGGCAAAGUGCAACAAUUGCGUCUACGCGGCAUACCCCUGUCCAAGAGCACGCUCUACCCGUCCGACCGGGACUUCGAGUGUCUGGAUGGCAGUCGGACGAUAUCGUUCUUGAAGGUCAAUGACGAUUACUGCGACUGCGAGGACGGCAGCGACGAGCCUGGCACAGCCGCCUGUCCUAAUGGCACUUUCUACUGUCAAAAUACAGGUCAUCAAUCUGUAUACAUUCCUUCAUCCUGGGUAAAUGAUGGAGUGUGUGAUUGUUGUGAUGCUAGUGAUGAAUACUCAUCUGACAUGAAAUGUCUUGACAACUGUCAUGAACUAGGUCGUGAAGCAUGGAUCAAAGCUCAAGAGGCCAUUGAACUAGCCAAAGAAGGCAAUAAAAUACGUCAAGAGUACAUUACUCGUGGUAAACAAUUAAAAAUUGAAAAUCAAUCUCAACUGACUAAGCUACAAACUGAUCGCGAAGAAGCAGAAUUAUCAAAACAAGAGCUUGAACAAGUUAAAAAACAGGCUGAAGAACGGGAAGCUGCAGCUUUGGAAAAGUAUAAUCCUCCUCCUCAUGAAGAACAACCAGCUUUAGAACAAAAAGAAGACGAAGAAGAAUUUGAAGCUGAGGAUUAUUUCAAAAUGUUAGAUUCUGACUCCAGUGGUACUAUUUCAAUUGCAGAACUACAAACUAGAGCUACUUUUGAUAAGAAUCAUGACGGUGAAGUCAGCAGAGAAGAAGCAUUAUAUUUCUUGAAUAAUUUUGAAGAACUCACGAUGCAAGAAUUUGUUAAUACUGCCUGGGCUAAUGUGAAACCAUUUUUAAUGUUAGAAAAAGGCUUAUUCAAACCUGCAGAAAGAGACCAAGAAAAUAAAGAACAAGAGGAACAAAUGGAAUAUGAUGAUGAAAUUCAUGAAGGUGAAGGAGGUGAAGAUCAUAUUGAAGAAUCAAAUUUAAAUGAUGGUCAAGCACAAGUUGAAGAAGUUCCUGUAGCUCCAGAGUCAACACCUGAACCACCAGCUCCUAAAUAUGAUGAAGAAACUCAAGCUUUGAUUGAUGACGCCACAGAUGCUCGUCAGCGGUUCCAAGAAGCUGAAAGAUCAGUUCUUGAUCUACUUGCUAAAAUUCGUUCAAUAGAAGAAAAAACAGAGCGCGACUAUGGACUAGAGGAAGAAUUCGCUGUUUUAGAUGGUCAGUGUUUUGAUUAUACAGACCUUGAAUAUGUUUAUACGCUUUGUCCAUUUGGUAAAGCUACUCAGCGUUCAAAAUCUGGUGGUAGUGAAGUAAGCUUAGGUCAAUGGAGAGAAUGGAUUGGACCAGAGAAUGCUAAGUAUACUAAAGCUAAAUUUGACAGAGGACUUACAUGUUGGAAUGGUCCUUCUAGAUCCACAAUAGUAACUUUAACAUGUGGGACAGAAAACAAAUUACUGUCAGUCAGUGAACCAAAUAGGUGUGAAUAUGCCAUGGAGUUUUCAACACCAGCAUUGUGCAAUCCAAACGUUGAGAAGCAAGAUGUGCACGAUGAACUGUGAUUUAAAUUUUUUAAGAGAUUCAUAAGAAUAUAAUUACACAAUAAUAAGUCAAUUUUUUUUAAAAUAUUGAGCGUUGUGUGCUUGAAGUUAUGCAUUUUUUUGUAAAUAAGUUUGAUUGAACUGAUAAGAUUGAAUACUAAAAAGGUACUAAAUUUUAUUGUAUCUUUAAGAACGCUGAUUUUCACAAAUCUUAUUAUUUAUCAACUUCCGCAUUUGAAAUUGGUUCUAAAAUGUUGUUCAGUUUAUGAAUUCUACUGAGGAGUACUACUUUAAAAUAAAAAUAGAUCUACUUUUUCCACAGAUCAAAUAUGAAAAUUAAAAAAAAAAA